Messenger RNA from Gavialis gangeticus (Gharial), 2078 nucleotides. RefSeq names its product vitamin D3 hydroxylase-associated protein-like. Bases 215 to 1996 code for a protein of 593 amino acids. The transcript has 16 exons. Lineage: Eukaryota; Metazoa; Chordata; Crocodylia; Gavialidae. Gene Ontology annotation, molecular function: fatty acid amide hydrolase activity; amidase activity. Gene Ontology annotation, biological process: fatty acid catabolic process. The record is from RefSeq and is a predicted model, not a curated record.
AUUUACCCCUGAGAGCCAUAGGGAGAGGAGCUCCUGGGUAACAUCUGACUUCAGAGAAGAAAUAUUGGUAUUUUGGUGAAGGGACUAAGGGGAGAAUGGCUUUGUCUCGGACUGCCCUCUGCAGAUGAUUAAAUGGCACACCCCUUAAUCACCUGCUUUCUACCAGCAUGCGGAUGUUCAGGACACUGCCGGGUUCCAGGGAGAACGUCUCACCAUGAUCCAGGAGAAGCUGAAGCAGCUGCUGCCUGAGGUUGAGGUAGAUCCCCGUGCCAUAUCAGCCUUGCUCUGUGGUUCAGCUGCAGCCGUCCUGGUGCUGAAAUGGGUGGGGAGGAGACAGAUCCAGGAAAAGAUGGAAGAGGCAAGGAGGACACGGGAUCUGGGCCUGGAACGAAUGGAGCAAGUGGCUUGGAAGUUUAAACAGAAGAACCCAGGAGUUCAGACCAGUUUCAUCCUCUCCCUGCCGCUUGUGGAGCUGGCUGAGAAGCUAAAGGAAGGUUCCUUGUCUCCAGAAAUUGUCCUCUACACAUACAUAGACAAGGCCUUGGCAGUGACCCAGGAGGUGAACUGUGUGACAGAUUUCAUCCAGGGUUGUGAGCAGCAGCUGCAGGACCUCACAAAACAGAAGGAGAAGGGUUUGCUGUACGGUGUGCCCAUCAGCAUCAAGGAUCACAUCGGCUGCAAAGGACACAUCUCUACUGGCGGCUUGGUGCAAUUUCUCGGCAAAGUGGAGGAAGAGGACAGCGUGAUUGUCAAGGUGUUGAAGAGGCAGGGGGCAAUCCCGUUUGUGAAAACCAACGUCCCACAGUCCAUGAUAAACUACGACUGCAGCAAUGUGAUCUUCGGCCAGACAGUGAAUCCUCUGAACCAUAAGAAAAGCCCCGGUGGUUCCUCUGGAGGGGAAGGGGCACUGAUCGCAGGAGGAGGGUCCCUCCUGGGCUUUGGCACAGAUGUUGCCGGGAGCAUCCGCCUGCCCUCCAGCUUCUGCGGGCUUUGCGGGCUCAAGCCGACGGGCAACAGGCUGAGCCACGCUGGUCUUGUUUCUCCUAUAGUCGGCAUGAAAUCAGUGAUGGCAACGAUCGGGCCCAUGGCGCGGGACGUGGACAGCCUAGUUCUGUGCAUGAGGGCGCUCCUGUGUGAGGACCUGUUCCAGCUGGACCCCACCGUGCCGCCCAUCCCCUUCAACGAGGAGGUUUACUCCAGUUCAAAACCUCUUCGCAUUGGGUUUUACGAUGGAGAUGGCUAUUUCCAGCCCUCCCCCAGCAUGAAACGAGCUGUCCAGGAAACCAAACGGCUUCUCCAGGGGGCAGGGCACACGCUCAUACCCUUUUCCCCGCCUCGGAUUGAUUAUGUGGUGGACGAGCUCUUCACCAAAGGCCUCUUCUCUGAUGGAGCUGCAAACUUGUUGGACAAGCUGAAAGGGGAUAUCGUGGAUCCAAACCUGAAGUCUCAGGUUAACACUUACAGGCUCCCUGUUGUGGUGAAGAGGAUCGGGGCUCUCCUCCUGAAGCCAGUGUAUCCGCGAAUCGCCAGAGAUCUGAACGCGCUGUGUGGAGUUGGGUCAGCCAAAAAUCUGUGGAAACAGCAUGCUGCAGUGGAGGCUUAUCAUAAAGAAUUCAUUGCAAAAUGGAGGAAGCUGCAGCUGGAUGUCAUUUUGUGUCCCGCAUUGGGCCCGGCCUUUAACGCUGGCUAUCCUGGAAAGCUCUUUGCUGCCACUUCCUACACCAAUCUGUACAAUGUCCUAAACUUCCCCGCUGGAGUCGUGCCGGUCACCACUGUCACCCACAUUGAUGAAGAAGAGCUGAAGGAUUACAGGGGGCAUUAUGGGGACCUUUGGGACAAGCGGCUGAAAGAGGCCGUGGAAGGAGCCGUGGGGCUGCCCGUGGCCGUGCAGUGUGUGGCCCUGCCGUGGCAAGAGGAGCUGUGCCUCCGGUUCAUGAAAGAGGUGGAGACGCUGGCCCACGGGAGAAGGCAAAGCCUGACCUAUCGAGACCCGUAGCACUAAGCACCUUCCUACUCAUCCACGAAACAUUCAUGGCAGUUGCUGCCUCUCUUAAUGGCCAAUAAAUGCCUUGAAAGCC